Lactuca saligna is the source of this 894-nucleotide messenger RNA. NCBI's taxonomy places the organism in Eukaryota, Viridiplantae, Streptophyta, Magnoliopsida, Asterales, Asteraceae. The record is from the annotation of a GenBank genome assembly.
AUGGAGGGCAAAGGAGAUAGUGAUGAAAUCAAUUUAGAUGAUGAUGAGCCUCUUUUUACUAGUCUCCAUGAAAGUAGUUCAAGUAAAAGGAAGAGGUCUAAGUCUGUUUCCAACAACCGUCCAACCAAGAGUAAAAGUUCAAUUUAUGAAGAAAAAGUUGAUACUUUAUUGGAUGCCAUAUCAUCAAAAAGCACACAAACUUAUCCACAAAAUAAUUUGUCCCUAACAAUAGCAGAUUACGUGGCCAUUGUCAUCAAGUUCCCCGAUUUUCAUGAAGGGUCCAACGAAUUUUCACAAGCAUUGCUUGUCUUCACCAAAAAGCAAAAUCGUGAAGCUUUUAUGUUUCCAACGACCGACAAAGCAAAUAUAAAGAUGGAUAGUGAUGAUUCUAAUUCAUCCAAUGAUAAAGAAGAAUGUGAAAUGGAAGAGGAUAGAGAAUUUGAAAUGUUAUGUGGAUUAGCUUUGCAAGGGAUAAUACUCGCUCGUAACUUACAUUUUCGACGUGGACACACGGUUGCUAUUCGUGAACCUCGUGGAUCGAAAGACAAAUUUAACUAUCUCCACUCACCAUUGCGAAAUAUCAUUGAACGAACUUUUGGAGAUUGGAAAGGUAGGUGGGCGUUAUUAAGAGACAUGCAUGUUAAUUACAAGUACAAGAACCAAGUGAGAAUUGUGAUAGCAUCGAUGGCGAUCCAUAACUACAUCAGAAAAUUCGGUAUGUCCGAUGAAGCGUUUAAUGGUGCACAACAAGAAUCCUACAAUUCCUUACGAGGUGAUACCGAUAGUGAUGUUUACAAAGAAUGUCCAAAUACACGUCGCACGAGCAAUGAUGAUUUAUAUAUGACAGCGAUACAGGAUAUUAUUGCACAAUAUAUAAUCACAUUGCGAAGAUGA